AAAAACAAAAGACAAAAAUGAAGAAAGCUUUGUUUUUGUAGUAGAAGUACAAACACAGAGGUCAGAGACUCAGUCAGAGAGAGUGGGAAACUUAUUACUCUUAAAAUAAAUUCCAGCUAUUGGUAUGACAAUGUAACGGCUGUGAUCAGGAAUCUAAGUCAUAUUAGUGUGGUUUUGACUUUAUUAUUUUAAGAUUAUAUAAAAUCAACGGUGGUGAUUAUUUGUUGAAGUGAGUUGAGAAGUGGGGAUGGUGAUAGGGUAUAAUAGCCUAAAACUGUUGAGUUUCGCCUGUCUCUGUCUCUGUCUCACUCGCUCGCUUCUUUUCUUAGCUUCUGAGUCAGAAUUUCUUUCAUUCUCUUUGUUUAUCGUUUUCUCGCCGUAGAUCUCUGUGUUGUUUUUGUCUUUUGUAUACCCUUUUCCGGUGGGGAGUUCAGAUCGGUCAAUUUUUAAGUCGUCCGAUGCGUGGACUUUGACUGGGACUCGGCUCGUGAUCCGAUACAGUGCGGAGAGAGGAGAAGGGUGGGUGGUUCUCUAAGAUGGGACAGUGCUACGGUAAGACUAAUCCAACGGCUGAGAAUGACCCCAAUGGCGAACACCCAUCAACCACGACCAUCACUACUACAGUGGUCUCUUCCCCGAAUCGGGCCCAGACGCCGGCGCGUUCCAGUGGCGGUGGAUGGAACGGGCUCUUCAAGAGCAGUACUCCAGCUCGGUCUUCCAACCCGAGUCCCUGGCCUAGUCCAUACCCGCAUGGGAUUUCGGCUAGUCCUUUGCCGCCGGGGGUUUCGCCGUCGCCGGCGAGGUCUUCGACGCCGGGAAGGUUCUUUAAGAUGAGGUUUGCGCCACCGUCUCCGGCUAAGCAUAUUAAGGCAUCGUUGGCUAAAAGAUUGGGUCGUGGAAAACCCAAACCGGGGACAAUUCCUGAGGACGAAGGAGUUGAGCCGGAACAGUCUCUGAACAAGACUUUUGGGUAUAGCAAGAAUCUUGGGGCUAAGUAUGAGCUCGGAGUGGAAGUGGGUAGAGGGCAUUUUGGUCAUACAUGCUCGGCCAGGGGCAAGAAAGGCGAGCUCAAAGAUCAGCCUGUGGCAGUCAAAAUAAUUUCCAAAGCAAAGAUGACAACAGCAAUAGCCAUUGAAGAUGUUCGUAGAGAGGUGAAGAUAUUGAAAGCUUUAUCUGGGCAUAAGAAUCUUGUAAAAUUCUAUGAUGCGUAUGAAGACAGCAACAACGUGUAUAUAGUGAUGGAAUUGUGUGAAGGUGGAGAACUUCUUGACAGAAUUUUGUCAAGAGGUGGAAAGUAUGCAGAGGAAGAUGCAAAAGUUAUUGUUGUUCAAAUUUUAAGUGCAGUUGCAUUUUGUCAUCUUCAAGGCGUGGUACACCGAGACUUGAAGCCAGAGAAUUUUCUUUUUGCUACUAAACGUGAAGAUGCUGAUAUGAAGCUUAUUGAUUUUGGCCUUUCCGACUUUAUCAGACCAGAAGAGAGACUUAAUGAUAUUGUUGGAAGUGCAUACUAUGUUGCUCCUGAAGUCCUUCAUAGAUCAUAUAGUCUUGAAGCAGACAUAUGGAGUAUCGGUGUUAUCACUUACAUCCUUCUGUGUGGAAGCCGUCCAUUCUGGGCUCGGACCGAGUCAGGAAUUUUUCGUGCAGUACUAAGAGCAGAUCCUAGUUUUGACGAUUUACCCUGGCCUUCUGUGUCCCAAGAGGCCAAAGACUUCGUAAAGAGACUUUUGAACAAGGAUUACAGAAAAAGGAUGUCAGCCGUCCAAGCUCUAUCUCAUCUGUGGUUAAGGAGUGAUACCCGCCCUGUCCCUUUGGAUAUAUUGAUCUACAAAUUAGUUAAAUCAUAUCUUCAUGCGUCACCCUUCAAACGUGCAGCACUUAAGGCUCUUUCCAAAGCUUUGACAGAGGAUGAACUAGUAUAUCUUAGAGCACAAUAUAGGCUAUUGGAUUCUGACGAAGGACAUAUCUCUCUUCGAAAUUUCGAAAUGGCUCUUUUGCAAAACUCAACUGAUGCCACAAGAGAGUCCAGGGUCCCUGAUAUACUGAAUGCGAUGGAGCCACUUUCCUAUAGACAGAUGGACUUUGAAGAGUUUUGUGCAGCAGCAAUUAGCACGCAUCAAUUGGAAGCCAUCGAUAGGUGGGAGCAGAUAGCUUCGACGGCAUAUGAGCAUUUUCAACUAGAGGGAAACCGGGUUAUAUCAGUUGAAGAAUUGGCGAGGGAAUUGAGUCUUGGCCCUUCAGCUUAUGGAAUCCUCAGAGAAUGGAUCAACUCAGAUGGAAAGCUUAGUUUGCUUGGGUACACUAAAUACUUGCAUGGUGUUCGCAGCUCGAACACAAGACAUCAUUAGCAUCAUUCAUUUAGCCUUUGGACAUAUACACAGAGUUCUUAAAAGAUUAUUGGUUUACAAGGGGGUCUCCGGUCCGGUAUUUUUUUUUCGUUCCCUCGUCUUGUUUGGGAUUUGGGUAAAAUGGAGAAAAGAAAGGAAAACAUGCACAUAAAUGAAUAUUUUAGUGUAGCAAAGAUAUUGGAUUUGUAAUUCAAUUUUAGAUUAAAACUAUAUCCCAAAUGCUGGAUACCCUGUUUUUCAGAUGAUAGCAUUGUACCUUGUACAAUAGGUUUGAGCUCAAAUAGUGACAGAUGAUCAAUCUGUGAAAGGCAAAACAUAAAUAAUGUAGCGUUCUAUAUUCUUUGUUGUUAAUGAAAAUGUUUGACAAGAUUUCAAUAGACA
Molecule: messenger RNA, 2726 nt
Organism: Cannabis sativa
Lineage: Eukaryota; Viridiplantae; Streptophyta; Magnoliopsida; Rosales; Cannabaceae
Product: CDPK-related kinase 3
Exons: 11
Coding region: 537-2345 (602 amino acids)
Biological process (GO): peptidyl-serine phosphorylation; intracellular signal transduction; protein autophosphorylation
Cellular component (GO): cytoplasm; nucleus
Molecular function (GO): calcium-dependent protein serine/threonine kinase activity; calcium/calmodulin-dependent protein kinase activity; calmodulin binding
Source: RefSeq, a predicted model, not a curated record